AUGCCUGCUCCAGUGGGAAACUAUACGCUCGACAUCACCUUUGGCGUCUCCAUCAGGACUCUGCAGUGCUUGAACAAGAUUAUCGAGUUUUCCAAGUUGAAAUCAACGCUUGGCCCUGAUACGCCUUGGCCGAGCGACAAGAUCUCAUCGCUCCUCGACCUCGAAGACGAGCUCUUCGAUCCGCUCGAGGCUCCCGAACUGCUCAAGGACCGCCACUCUUUCCCCAGCGCCGACUCUCAGGGAGGCAUGCCGGGAUACAUUGCCGACCUGAUUACCGACAACCACGUAUUCGCGUUCCAUUAUAGCGCCGCCAUCUUCUUCCAGAGAGCCUUGUGCGACGGCUCUGCUCACAUCACGCCUGCCGUGAAGAGGAGUUCCGAACCCAGGACACGCCCAACAGGCCAAUGUUUGGUGUCAACGGCACUUGACCAUCUCGAGAACAUUGACGCAUUGUCGCGCAACAUCGCCGUAGCAAAUACACUGUGGCCCGGAUUCAUUGCGGCUGUCGAAGCAGUUGAUACAGACUUGAGGCAUCGCGCCUUGAUCUGGCUUGAGCGCGCCAAGCGUCAUGGGAUUGGCAACAUUCAACAGUCUACAUCACUAGUAAUGAAAAUAUGGAGAAGAGCAGAUCGACAGCUUGGGCCCAGGGGAAUCAAGACGGGCUGGGGGUAG
Messenger RNA from Fusarium falciforme, 672 nucleotides. RefSeq lists its product as hypothetical. The transcript has a single exon. The record is from RefSeq and is a predicted model, not a curated record. Lineage: Eukaryota; Fungi; Ascomycota; Sordariomycetes; Hypocreales; Nectriaceae. The coding region runs from base 1 to 672 and encodes 223 amino acids.